Messenger RNA from Physcomitrium patens, 1314 nucleotides. The record is from RefSeq and is a predicted model, not a curated record. NCBI's taxonomy places the organism in Eukaryota, Viridiplantae, Streptophyta, Bryopsida, Funariales, Funariaceae.
AUGUCGGAUGACGAAAUGAAGGAGGAGAAGGAGCCCGACCUGAGGUCGCCAGAUGUCGUGACCAAGUACAAGUGCGCGGCAGAGGUUGCUAACACUACUGCGCAUGAUCAUCAGUACCCCGAGCUGCGUGAAUGGCGUGAGCUCACUCUUUGGAUUGACUGUAGUUGCGGGGAGAUGGCAUUGGGACCUUUGAAGUGUACACAGUUUUCAUGUGCGAAAUCAGCGCCUCACCUUGGGCUCACAAUCCAUGACUCUUUGUGUCUCGCUCAACUUCUACGCACAGAGUUGCCGUUCCAGCCAAUACAGAGUGUUUUGCUAACUUUGUUGGUUUGCAGAGAUAUAGGCUGCCAUGUCGACGGAUUUACAGCCGUUGUCGCACAUACACAUGUGCUUAGCGAAGGACCUGUUACAGGUUGUGCCGCAGAUGUUUUGGCUGCCGCUCAUACAGCUGUAGAGGUUGCCCUUCGUCUAGUGAGACCUGGAAAGAAGAACAAGGACGUGACAGAAGCUAUUCAGAAGGUAGCGUCGGCAUACGACUGUAAGAUUGCUGAAGGUGUGCUGAGUCAUCAGCUGAAGCAGUUGGUCAUUGAUACUAAUAAAGUAAUUCUGAGCGUGUCCAACCCAGAGACGCGUGUAGAUGAUGCUGAGUUUGAGGAAAACGAAGUGUACGCAAUAGAUAUCGUGACCAGCACUGGUGAUGGAAAGCCGAAAUUAUUAGACGAAAAGCAGACCACAGUGUACAAAAGAGCUGUCGACAAGAAUUAUCAUCUUAAGAUGAAGGCGUCAAAAUUCAUCCGCAGCGAGAUUAAUUCUAGGUUCCCACUUAUGCCCUUCACUGCAAGAGCUCUAGAGGAGAAGCGGGCUCGUCUUGGUCUUGUGGAGUGUGUGAAUCAUGAACUGCUUCAGCCCUACCCCGUUCUUCAUGAGAAGUCUGCUCGCAUCAAAUUUACUGUACUACUCAUGCCCAAUGGCUCCGACAAAAUUACUGGUGUACCACUUCAAGAGUAUCAGCAAACCAAGGUUCCAGAUGACCCAGAGAUUAAGGCCUGGUUAGGCAUGGGGAUCAAGUCCAACAGAAAGGGUGGUGGCAAGAAGAAGAAAGGCAAGAAGUAGCUUAGGCAUUCCACGGACGCAUUUACUUAAGCUCAGAAAUGAGUCGACAACUUUCAGUUUCUUCAGGUGCUAGUAGCUGUGCCACUGACUUUUGGACACAGUAAUUACGGACAAUGUCUGUACAUGUCGAAUUCUGUUACACCAAGUCGAAGGUGACAAGUCAUAUGAAUGAUCAGUGAGUGAGAAUGUUCAAACACUGCU